GCCAAGCUUUUUGCCAUAUUAAAAUCCACUUGUGUCGAUUGUGUUACUGAAUGACAGCUAGGCUAACGACUAGAUUCGAUCCAGCAACAGCCUAGAUUAUCAAUUUCCUCUUGUUUAGACCUCAAUACGAAGGUCAAGAUGUUUGAGGAGGCUAGUGAGGUGUUCGAUAACAUGUUUAAGUACUCUUUCCCCCUGACUUUCAUUGUGUUUAUCCCUGCGGUGCUGAUUCUCGUCUCACCCCUUCCAGCUGAAGCCGCACAUGAAUUCACCGUGUACCGCAUGCAGCAGUAUGACCUGCAGGGACAACCGUACGGUACCAGGAAUGCCAUAUUGAACACAGAGGCCCGCACAGUGGAGGCGGAAGUGCUAAGCCGCCGCUGUGUCAUCAUGCGGCUAGUGGACUUCUCCUAUGAGAGAUACCAGAAAGCCCUGCGCCAGUCCGCUGGGGCUGUGGUCAUCAUACUCCCCAAGAAUAUGUCCACCAUGCCGCAGGACAUAGUACAGCAGUUCAUGGAGCUGGAGCCAGAGAUGCUGGCCACAGAGACCAUUGUCCCGGUUUACUUUGCUCUGGAGGACGAUGAGCUGCUCUCCAUCUACACACAGACCCUCACCUCCUCCUCCUCCCAGGGGUCCUCCUCUGCAGCCGAAGUGCUGAUCCACACGGCCACAGCUAAUGGCUUUCAGAUGGUGACGAGUGGGGCUCAGAGCAAGGCAGUGAGUGACUGGGCCAUCACCAGUCUAGAGGGGCGCCUGGCUGGAACUGGAGGAGAGGACCUGCCCACCAUUGUCCUGGUGGCUCACUAUGACUCCUUUGGUGUCGCUCCGUGGCUGUCCUAUGGAGCAGACUCUAACGGUAGUGGGGUGUCUAUGCUGCUGGAGUUAGCCAGGCUCUUCUCCAGACUCUACACCUACAAGAGGACACACGCUGGGUACAACCUGCUUUUCUUUGUCUCUGGGGGAGGGAAGUUCAACUACCAAGGCACCAAACGCUGGCUGGAGGACAACCUGGAUCAUACAGACUCCAGUCUGUUGCAGGACAAUGUGGCGUUUGUGUUGUGUCUGGACACGCUGGGGAACGGAGACGGUCUGCACCUUCACGUGUCCAAACCCCCUAAAGAGGGAACCGCCCAGUACGCCCUGCUCAAAGAGGUGGAGACUGUGGCAUCCAGCCAGUACCCAGAGGUCAAGUUCUCAAUGGUGCACAAGAAGAUAAACCUGGCGGACGACACACUGGCGUGGGAGCACGAGCGCUUCGGGAUCCGCCGGCUGCCGGCCUUCACGCUGUCCCACCUCAACAGCCAUCGCGAGGCGCAGCGCUCCAGCAUUAUGGACGUGCGGUCAGUGUCCCCCUCUUCUCAACAUGGAGCGGGAGAGCCACCUGCUGGACCUCAUGUGGAUCUGAGAAAGCUCAGCAGGAACACGAAGCUGAUUGCAGAGUCACUGGCCAGAGUCAUCUACAACCUCACAGAGAAGGGUGCCCCAGGUGACCUGCAGAUUUUCACUGAGCAAAUGCAGAUGCAGGAGGAGCAGCUGUCGUCGGUGGUGGACUGGCUGACAGCCCAGCCGCGGGCCGCCCAGCUGGUGGACAAGGACAGCAGCGUGGUCAGCACCCUGGAGUACCACCUGGGAUGCUACCUGAAGGACGUCCGCAGGCACUACGUCAAGGCUGACAAGAGAGACCCAGAGUUUGUCUUCUACGAUCAGCUCAAACAGACCAUGAAUGCUUACAGGGUGAAACCAGCCAUCUUUGACCUGCUUCUGGCAUUCUGCAUUGCAGCCUACCUCGGAGUGAUAUAUCUGGCCAUCCAGCACUUUGUGGUUCUCUACAGUGUGGUGCGCAGAAUCACAGCGCCCAAGACCAAGCAGCAUUAAGCCCCUCUUCUUCCUCUCAUUCAGACUCCUCCCCUCCUCACACCGACAACGAGCUCUAGCCAAUAACAAAACGGGGGCGGACCAAGCAGCUCUUUUUUUUUUUUACCCAAUCUAUCGCCUUUGUUCUUCUUUGGAAAUGAAACGUGUUGAAUCAUUUCUCUCUGCCAAGAUUAGCCAUCUAGUCGAUUCCUUCAAUGGCUCUCAAGUCAGAAUGCACUCUGGUCUUCCUGUCCUCCUGCAAUCAGAUGUCAAACGUUACCUCGUACGCCCAAUCCCACAUCAACUCCUAGUCCCUAACCCCUAUUUUCCCCUAUGAUCUGAGAGAAUUUGAUAGGUGUAAGCAAUAUGGGAAUAGCGUUACCUUGUGCUCAGGUAGGCUAGGUUACAUUUUCACCAGUUUGCUUACACCUAUCCAAUCCUCUCCACAAGUGCAUAAGGAGUAGGUACUAGAGGUUGAUAUGGGAUUGGGCAUUUCUAUACCCACAGCUCACUCUUCAGUGCCCUAUAGUGUGAAUUUUGCCAAACUACAAGUCUUCUUGGGCAGCUAUGGAGUAGCAUGACUGUGCAGGAGUAGCAGUGAGACUCUGUAAUAUUGUUUGGAUGGAUGGUUGAUAUAUUUGGUCACCCUGACUAGAUUAAUUUUUCUAUAUGAUUUAUUUUUCUCUAACCCCAAUUUGUUUUUUAAGAAAUAGUCUAAAUUAAAUGUUGAAUAGUGUGUAGAUGACAUGACCGAUGGCCUUGUUGACUGAACUAAUUAAAUACAGUGCCUUCAGAAAGUAUUCAUACCCCUUGACUUAUUCCACAUAUGGUUGUGUUACAGCUUGAAUUCAAAAUUGAUUAAAUAUAUAUUUUUCUCACCCAUCUACACAAUACCCCAUAAUACCUACAUAAUACCCCAAAGUGAAAAAAAAUAUGUGCACACCCCUGAGUAAAUAGAUGUUAGAAUCACCUUUGACAGCAAAUACAGCUGUGAGUCUUCCUGGGUAAGUCUCUAAGAGCUUUACACAC
Molecule: messenger RNA, 2880 nt
Organism: Coregonus clupeaformis (lake whitefish)
Lineage: Eukaryota; Metazoa; Chordata; Actinopteri; Salmoniformes; Salmonidae
Product: nicalin-1
Exons: 15
Coding region: 139-1872 (577 amino acids)
Biological process (GO): regulation of signal transduction
Cellular component (GO): endoplasmic reticulum membrane
Source: RefSeq, a predicted model, not a curated record